AUGAUCGCAGAAUUAUGCCGGGACCUCUUCACCAGAGGAGCCGCGUCGUGAUGAUUGUCCGCGGGCAGAGCUGCAGCCCAGUGACGCUUGACAUUUCUUCCAUCCAGUAGCCGAUUUUUCAGCGCAGCGUGAAACUGGAGCUUUGGCACAAAGCGUCACACACACACACACACCGUCACACACACACUGUCACACACUCACAGAGGCUGCCUCUGUUUGCUCCGACACAUUCCUCCGAGGCUUCUCCAUCCUUCCAUCUGGGGACUUGAAACUUGAGGGACUUUACCGUCGCAACCAGAGAACAAAAGACGGACGGCCGGACGGAGAGUGUGAGCGCGGUGAAUGUAGCGGCGGGCAGGCUGUCUGUCUGCGGGGCGCACAGCGGUGCUGCUGGACCAGCCGAGGACGCACCAAGUCCCGUUCACACAUGUCGUUUUACCCCCUCGGUGUCACGAAGACGGCAACAAUGAUUCUCCCCUGGACUGUGCUGCUUCUUUUCUUCUCAGAUGCGUUGCCAUCCUCAGCAUCCAUCUUCCCCUUGCUUCCCUCCUCCACUGACUGUGUUGAAGCUCAUCGGGUGUGCUCAGCCGACCCCCAGUGCGAGGCGUUGUACCGAGGCUUGGAGUUGUGUGCGGCUGAUGCGGCCGUGUCCCUGCUAGGGGAGCAGGUGGCAGCUGAGUGCCUGGAGAGACAGGAUGCUUUGCUGGCUAAGCACCCUGCUCUGCUGGCCUGCAAGUGCCACCGCGGCCUUCGCAAGGAGGAGCAGUGCCUGCGCAUAUACUGGAGGGUUCGCCUGCUGCCAGGGGAGGAUGAACUGGAAAUAUCCCCCUAUGAUGACACACUAAUGGAUACUCGCAUGGCCUCCUUAGUGGCAGCCUCAUCCUUCAUGCAACUGGACGGUGAGAAUCAGUGCCUCAAGGCAGCACAGGACUGCGGCUUGUACGAGAAGUGUGGUUCCCUGCGGUCAGAGUACGUCCUGGCCUGCACCAAGCGGCUUCCCGGAACUAACCGGUGCAACCAGCACAAGUGCCACCGGGCUCUCCGGCGCUUCCUAGAGCGGGUCCCUGAGGAGUACAGCCUGGGUGUCCUGUUCUGCCCCUGCACGAACACCCUGUGUGGUGAGAGGAGGAGGAAAACCAUCGUACCCUCCUGCUCCUACGAGAACACAGAGGGACUGCAAUUUAACUGCCUCCACCAGCAGAGUUUCUGUCGCCGAGACGACCUCUGCAGGUCCAGACUGGCUGAUUUCCUUAAUAACUGCCAGCCAUCUCCUCUGACGGCCAGCGGCUGUUUGAAAGACUCAGCAGGCCUCUGCCUCCGAGCCUACGCUGGACUCAUUGGCACCAUCAUGACGCCCAACUAUAUCAGCAACAGUUCUGCUGAUGUGUCGCUGUCAUGCAACUGUGAAGGCAGCGCCAACCAGUGGCAGGACUGUCUGAGACUGCAGCGCAUGUUCACCCACAACACCUGCCUGCGUAACUCUAUCAGUUGGAUGGGGAACCCUGGCUCCCUGCCUGCAGACAUCACGCCCCCUCCUGCUCCCAGACCCUCCCCGUUGGUUCAGGAGGAUGAGCUGCUGAGCAACAACCACCUGCCUGAACACAACAACAUUGUGGUGGAGAGCGAGGAAGAGGAGGAACUGACACAUACAGAGGAGGAGACUGAUGAAGGUGACCAGUUUGACAUCAUCCCGUUGUACUCAGAGAGAGCCACUGUCUCCAACUUGGGCUCCUCUGGGACAGGGGUGGCUGCACCCCUCAACACUGGCCCUGCUACACCCAUACUACUGCUCCUUCUGCUCCUAUUUGCCUCCCUCAACUGGGGGUAGAGCACAGGAUGUAGAGAACACACACACACAAUCACAUGCACAUGCAUACACUCACAUAUAAUGGACCCUCCAACAAUCCUGGACUGAUUGCUGUAAAAUUCUAAGAAACAUAGUGAAGAAAUGGACUUCACCUUUUGUCAGUAGCAUCUCCUCAAUUCUUCACUUCUGUCCUUCCUUCAUUUGAAAAUGGCACUUUGGUUGACAUGGUCUGACUGCAGCUGCAGUGGUGCCAUCAACCAAUGAGCAUUAUGUAGCUGUUCCCAUCAUAAAGCCAGAAAUAUUCUGUUAGUUUGAUUGGCUUGUGCAGUUGUGAGUGAGCAAACAUUGGCGAUAUUAACCAAGCAGUAUGAGCAGGAUAAAACACAGAUUCACCAGUAAUGUUGCCUUUGUUUUGAAUCAUACAGACCAUGGUUAGGUCAUGGCUAAACGCAGACUGUAAUAUUCCCACUCAGGAGGCUGUUACUGUUUGAAACAACCUAGAUGGCAAAGAAUUGUAAUGUGUGCAGGAGUCUGAUGACUGCUGGGAUGGUGUGUGUACACUGUGUUGGAGGUUUGAUAUCAUCUCCAGUGUUAUCCCUAGAUUGACUUUCUAUGUUGUGCUGGGGUGGGGGGGUGUCGAACAGCUUGUUAAUCAUUAUUAACAAUGAAUAAUAAUGAUAAGCAGCAGGAGAGCUGCUACACCUCUGGCCAGGACUACCUUCCCUGCUAUUAGCAUCCUCGCCACUGUUGGCAGAUUGUGUGCAUUGUAAAACAAUGUUGAUAUUUUAGUCUGACUUUCAUCAGGACAUCUGUCCAUCUUUGACGUUGUCAACCUGCCCCCGCUCUGUGUGCGUGUGUGUGUGCGUGUGUGUGUGUGUGUGUGUGGAGAGAAACAUGACAGUAAAUAGCAGUAAAACACAGCAGAGACUCUCACACUGACCUGAAAAUAAACCAGUACAUAUAAAUAAGGUCAAUAAUAUGAACAGGAUAUUGUGUUUUCAUAUUUUUUUGAUUUCUAUUCCAUUAUCUAUAAGGCUUAUCCAAAAGGGUCACGCGGGGUGGCUGGAGCCAAUCCACUGCACCACCGGUGGAGGGUCAUGUAGGGAGUAAUUGGCCUACGUCUUUGCCUUGCUUGGAUUACUGCCCUAAGCAACCAGAUGUGACACCUGAAUUACACCUGCCUUUAAAGAGGCAGAGAAAUUUUCCACCAAAAACAUACAUGUACUUUCCCUCACUAUUUGGUACACACAACAAAAUAUUGUUUCUCCUUGCAGAUCUCCUCCCUUGUUUUUGCAUAAAACUCCCACUUUUCACUCAACGCCCUCAUAAAUGCCUAUGAAUGUGUGGGAAAAGUGCGACUUCACUCCGGCUGUGGGCAGAAUGUUUUCAGGUGCACGUUACAAUGAAAUGAAAGCAGGCACAACGUGUUAAUACAUCUGCCACUCAGACUCUCCUCUUCUCCCAGAAUCUAUAAUCUAGAUGCAUAUAUUUCUAAUGAAUUACAUUCUUUAUAGUUCUUUUAUUAUUCAGACCUAUAGAUCAACUAUUUUGAAUUUGAUGGUGACUCUGAAAAACAAAAUCUAAAACUUGGGAGUAAUACACCUGAAUCUAUUGUUUGUGUGUCAAUGAACCGCAAAGCUGCAGUGUACAAUCAUUAAUCAGAGUUUCUAAUUAACGGAUAUGAGUCAGUCUGAUUAAAGGAUUUAGUGAAGGAUAGCCUUGUGUAUCCUUGCACAUGGCUCCUCAGAGAUCCCUCCUCUCUCCUCAGUCCUUGCUCUUCAGUCCUAACUCCUCAGAGCAGAAGUAAUAGGUUUUUUAUUGAUGGCCUAUGGAAUGGAGGACUGGAAUGACUGUCUACUGUAUGUUAGCAGUAUAAUUAUAUUACUGGUUGCUAGGCUACAAGUUUAAUGUUGAAUGUGCAAACAAGUAUAGCAUAACGUAUGAGGCUAAGAAAUGUUGCAGAUGUUUUGCAUGCUAGCAAACAUUGCUAGUUAGGCUGGCUGACCAGAUUGUCCCUAUCUUGGCUGAGGACAAACAUGAGUUUUAUGAUGUAGACUGUUGGCUGCUCCAAAAUCAACCAAUGGCUACAUGUUAGGAAAGGAACACAGUAAAAAUAAUGGAACAUCCCAAACUCUGCAAACUUGGGAGAAGAAAAACCAAUGGCAGCCACACUGCAUCCACAUCUAUACUCCACACUCCAUUUAAAGGAGUGUUGAGCAUGAUGAGACGUAAUCUGAGCGGCGCAAGCUGGGUGCUCCUGUGCUUGGACAUAAAUCCCCCCCAAACACUACAGCCUACUGCUGCAGUCAGACCUUGUGUUUUUGUUAAAGAAAACUAAUUAUUUAUUAUCAUUGAUGGAUGAUGAUUUGUAUCACUGGUUGCGACUUACCUCUAUAUGGGUCAUCCAACAACAACAGGGAGUGGAAGCUGAUUUACGAUGCAUCAGUCAAACUUUAUCGUGGUGAUGAAUGGAGUGAUUCUCUUUUCCCUGCCGUUGUCCCUAUUCUACAGCCAUGGUGAAUGACAAAUUACACACUUGUCUCUUAUUGUUUAAUGAACAUCAAGUGCCAAGUGUGUGAUGUGUGUGUUUGUGCAUACUGGUACAGGGAUCAGGCAGAGAGAUUGCAAAGAAAAUUGGGUAAAGCUUUUUGUUAUAAUUUAAGUCUUGCACUUCGUCGUUCUCACCCACGUCAGCACAGCACACAUAAUGUAUAGCCGUCUGCGCACACACGCACGCACACACACACACACACGUACAUUCGCACACAUACCGCCUGCCAUGUAUUGAGCCGAUGCAGCUCUUUCUUGCUUUAUUGCUCUAUCCCUGUCCCUAUCUCCCUCCCCGGUGACUCAGGACUGGGACCUAAGCUGCCACAGGCACCGAUAUGAAUAAAGCCGUCAUAAUAAAAACAACACACCAGAAACAAUAUGAGCUUGAAAACGGCAGAACAAAUCAAAUAGCUCCCCAGCAGGCAAAAAACACACGCUACUUCUGACAUCGACAGAGAGACAAAAUGAAGAGAGUUAGAGAACGAGUGGGAGAGAGAAAUGUAUGGAGGAGAAAUUAAGAAAAAAAAAAUAGAGCCAAGUCCCCGUGUGGUCUUUGUGUGUUUGAUGUUUUACUUGUUUAUAGUUGGGGGGCUGAUAAUCAGUCCCUGACAACAUCUCUUUAUCAUCUGACAAGCUCCAGGGGGGUGGGGAGUGGGGGGUGGGGGGUGGUUAGGAGAGGUGGGGGGGUAUCAGGCAGUGAUAGAAAUAGUGCAGUAUAGCGAGAACAGAAGGGACCCUAGAGCACAAACAUAGCAGAGAGAAUCGCCGGCUCUUGAUUUUCUAUGUCUUAUAAAUCUUUUGCUGACACAAUUUUUUUUUCUCAUUUCUUUCCUAUUUCUGGGGAAUGUGUAAAAUUGACUUCCAUCUGCAGGGGCGCCAGUGAUGGUGGAGGGCAAGGAGACAGAGGAGCGACUGAGGAGAGGAAGAGGAGAGAGGGGAGAGAGAAGGGGAGACAGAGGAAAGCAUCAAAGAAAAGAGGAUGAAAGACGGGAGGACGAAGGAAAGAGGAAUUAAUAAGAAAAUGCAGACAACAGGCAGAAAAGAAGCAGAAACAAAAUACUGGAGGAGGAAACAAAGUGAAGAGGAAAGAAAAAGGAGGGAUUAGGUAAAGAGAGAGAAAGCAGAAGAGGAGAAGAGAAACAGGGACAGGAAAGAGCAGUGAGGAGGAAGGGGGGGGGGGGGGGGGGGGGGUGGAAGGAAAGCAACAAGAGCAAGAGCGAAGAAGAGGAAGAAAGUAAAGAAGAGGAUGAGACAAGAGAAGAAGUGAGAUGAGAGGAAAGGACGAGCAGAUAGUAGUGGAAACAGGAGAAAAUGUUGAAAACUGAGGAAAGACGAAAGACAAGGAGGAGCAGAGAGAGGAGAGGAGAGGAGGGAGAGAAGGACAAGCAGGAUAAAACAUACAGACGAAAAGAACAAGGAGCAGAGGCAGACAGGAGGAGGAGGUCUGCUUUGUGAAUCCACUGAGGAAGCAGACUACAAAAGAAAUGGAAGGAUGAGGAGAGAGAGAGGUGACAGGUCUGCAGUGUACUUUAACCUCCCUUUCUCUUUCCUCAGGCUCUGUUGUCGCGUACAACUGCUGAGAAAUACACACACAUACAUCUCAGGGCUCUUUGUGUCUGAACACAGCACUCAGACAAAGCAUCUGUCUAUCAGUGAAACUGUGAUAAGAGACAGAGUGAAGCUCUGUCGGCUCACCUGAUCUUUAAAACUUCAGCGGGCUGAACAGUAAAUACUGACGCUCCAUGAGGACGAGUUUGCUUAAGUAUCGACUAAGAGUCAUAAACAGCAAUCAGGCACUGUAAUCUCAGAGAGGACACUGAUUACGAUGAAAGAUUCAUUCACUGUACAAACUGCAAAUAUCUCCAUGAAGUGUUUUCAUUAAGCUACACAUAGAAUCACCAGACACAGGUCAUGACAGUUUUGUAAAGGAUAAAGACACACGUUGUGCACCUUAAAUCAUCAGACUGUAGUAACCUGCUGUCAAAUUCAGACUUGAAGAAAUGUUUGUAGGAGAAAGGGUAAUUCUACAUUUGUCUUCCAAAAACUUACUCAUUCAUAAUUCAUAAUAUUGUACUGAGUGCACUCACUAAAAGACCAAAUGUGGAUGAAUUUGCUACUGAAAAUAGUCCCCAACAAAAUUUAUAGAUUUACAUCUUCAGUAUGAGAAGCAGUGGGCAGAAAGUACUGAGGGAAACAAUUUGGAGGUCCUCUCAUGGGAUGUGUUGACCAUGAGAGAGGUAACGGAAUAACACCAUCCCUAUCCUGAAACUGGAGAGAAUUCCAGAGAGAAGUUUGUUGUUGGUUGCUUUGGUUUUACCUUCUGUCCAUGCCAAGCUAGCUCCGUGGUGCUGAAGUGUGAAGACAGUGAUGAUCCUAAAACAUGUGAGGCCUAUGAUGUUGUUGAUGAUGUAAUCUUUUUAGUGUGGAGUUUGCAUGUUCUUACUAUGCCUGUGUGGGCUCUCUCCAGAUGGGUCCUCCUGCAGUGGACUGGCAAUCUGUCCAGGGUGUACCCUGUCUCUCGCCCAGCUAUCCCUUGUGACCUUGAAGGAUAAGCAGUCUAGAUAAUGGAUGAAUGGAUCUUGGUGUAGGACGAAUUCCUGACCAACCAGUCUGUUUUCCUUUGGUACCUACCCUUUUCUCUCCAUUCUGACAGCAGUAUUCAGGACUACUUCCUGCAGUACAGUGUUGUCGUAAUAGUGCAUCAGAGGAUGUAGUAACACAGUUUGUUCCUACACCGUCUUUGUACAGACAGAGGGUUUGUCAGUUUGUUGGGACACCUGCAGAAAUUGUGUGAAUCAGUUUAGUAAUAGAGUAAUAGUAUAGCUAACCAGGAAACUGAAGAUGCAGUUUUACAAAGAUAUAAUGAAAAGUGCUAAAAAAUAGCUGAAAUCGGAAUUUGUGCUGCUUGUUCAGGGUUUCGGUUUAGUUUAAUUCCUUCAAUGUAGAAGGUUGAAAAUUGCUAGUUGGACAGGAUUUUUGAAACAUGUCAGAGUACAGGCCUGGUCACACCUACACUGGAAAUGUCCAGUCCACUCACAGGGUUUAGGUAAAUCCACAAAGAUCAUUUAGUUAACAGCCAAAUUAGCUAGCUUACCACUAACAAGCAAGCUAGCUAGCUUGGACUACCUUGCACAUGACAAACCGUAUCAUGUUCCUGCCUUUUAAGCUCACCAGCCACAUCAGUUAACCAACUUGUGAUAUGAGUCAGUCAUCUUUUAACACCAUCCUUUGAGUGAGAAUAUGCAGUUAAUUUUGCUUUGGCCUGCAGUGACCAGGCCAUAAGAUUGGUAAAAAAAAAAAAAAAAAAUGCUUUUUAGGGAGUACUUUUAACAAGUUAGUUCGUGUUUGGAAAAGGUGAUAAAGUGGCUGAUGGCUGAUUAACCUAAGAUUUUAAGACACAUUAAUAUAUAGAUAAAAUGUUUACAGAGGUCAUGCCAGCAAAAGAAAAGCAGAUCAAUAUCAGGUUAUAAUGUUAUAAUAUGUUUUUCAUGUUAUAACAAGUUAUUUUCAUGUUAUCACAACAUACAAACGUAUCAUGUUAGCCUUUAUUGUUAUAAUGUGAAAAUGAUGUCAGAAUGAAAAUGGUGCGUGGAGAACAGGUAAACUGAGGAGCAGGGCUCAUUUACACGAUUCUUUGUUCUGCGUCAUGCUUGGGUUGAGACAUGGUGAGAUUCUUGUUACUGUUACUGUUACUGAGCGAGGUGGAUGACACUGUUAUAACUAUGACUACCAGGCUUUUAAAAUGCAUGGGGCUGUACAGAGGGACGAAGGAGUCUGCAGGCUGAGUCAUUUCUCACUGAUCAGCUGCAUUGACACAGACGGCUCCAUGUAAACAUGAAACUAACAUGAAACUUUUCACGUUACAACAAUAUAGGUUUUCAUAUUAAAACGUCUUACAUAUUGAGUUAUAACAUAUCACAAAAAUCUUGUUAUAACACUAAACUUUUCAGGUUAUAACGUGAAACUGAUCCGUUUUUCUUUUCCCAGCACGGCAGAAAUACGCUUCCAUAAAUAUGACCGAAAGGUUGUCAUUUCAAAUUCUAAAAAUGGCUUUGAAAACUGAGGUAUGCAUAGAGAUUGAUUAACACUCCCCCGUCCUGAAACAAAUGAAGUGAAACCUGAGAGCUAGUUCUGACAGUCAGCUUAAAUCUGCUGCUACAGUCACACAGCAUACCUUUGUCACUGCUCUCCUUCCGCUCCUCCUGUCAGGCCCUCUGCCACGCCACUCACCUGAAAGCUCUGCUGACACCUGCUACUGCUGCCGCUGCUGUUCAUGUACCAUUUCAAAAGCUCCACCCCCACCCCAGCAUCCACCUGUAGGCUGAGCCUACGGGGGCAGGUUAUAGUCAUGUCCCACUCCCUGCUCUGCUAAGUUUGAUGUUUCCUUACAGGGAUGCUACAGCAUUAUGAUCCAUCCCUCGUGGGAUGGUUGACUGAACUGAAGGUGGAUAUCAGGGCAGGUAGCUGAGCUCUGUCUGUAACAACAAGGCAAUUGUCUUUUAAAUUUGACUAAAGUGAGUUCCUCCCACUCUACCACCCCCAGUAGCAGGGGUUAAUUGAGAUCAGCAGGGAAGAGCAGGCGUGUGAUUGACGGGGGCCGGCAGGGGUCGGAGCGACGGCUCUUUACUGGGCACCAUUGUUCAUCGUAAUUGUUGUCUCAGCUGUUUGUCAUCGGGGCCGGCACCCGGUGGCAGGACGACAAGAGGGAUGGACGGAGGCAGAGAGAGAGAGACUGGAAAAAGACAGAGAGAGAGAGGGGAGGGAGUGGACACCGGUGAUUUACAUUAAUAUGUACUGAAAUAAACAAGCGGAGAAGCCAUGCGUUAAAUCAACUGAGAGAGAGAGAGAGCAAGAGAGAGAGAGAGAGAGAGAGAGAGAGAGAAAGCCUCCAGGGUGAGAGAGGAACAGAGAAGGAGGAUAUGUGUGUAUGUGUGCUUGGAAAGAAGCAUUUUUUUAUUGUUCUAUUACUGUGCUGUAGAUUUACACGAACGAGCGUGCACGCAUGCACACACUCACACACCAUGUCAGAUUUGAGCAUCUAGUGUGUCUGCUUUCUCUCUCCAGUAUUUUAGUAUUCUAAUCCAUCAUUGGCCUGACAUGGGGAUGCUGUCUCUCUCCUUUCUCUCUCUGUCUGUGUCACUCUCUCUCUCUGCCACUGCACAUACACGGCAUCCAAACGGAAGAUAAAGACAGAGCAGGGGGAAAAACAAACUCCACAGCAGGGAGAGCUUUAUCCAGAGAGAUAAAGUGUUGGAAUAAAGCGGCGACAAAGAGAUAUAGAGGAAGUGGCAAAGAUGGAAAAAGGGGGUAAAAAAAGAGUAAAGAGCAGAAGUAGAAAAAGAGGAGGAAGGGGGUAGAAAUGGAAGUGGGAGAGAGCCGAAGAUAGAGACAGAGAGACGUGUGUGUGUGUGUGUGUGUGUGUGUGUGUGUUGCAGUGUGUCGCGGCUGAAGUCCUCCCUGCUCCAUUUCACACUCUGUAGGUCCUGACGCAUCGGCGCUCAAAGACACACAUACACUCACACAGUCACACACACACACACACACACACACACACACACACACACACAGGCUCUGUCCUUUUUUUCAAUUUCUAAUUCACACACACACUUGCUCGCCGCCAUUUCUCAGUCAUGCACGCAGAUAAACAAAGAUGCACAAACACACAGUCACAGUUGCUGAACUGAAAUUCCUGCAGCUUUUGCCCUUGACUUCUCUCUGCUUCCUGGGUCCCUGCUUUCAAUCUAUUACACUGGGUUAUAGAAAUGUUAAAGGAAAAGUCCCCUCUAAAAUAUAAAAA
This is a messenger RNA of Lates calcarifer (barramundi perch), 10154 nucleotides long. RefSeq names its product GDNF family receptor alpha 3 (gene gfra3). Gene Ontology annotation, cellular component: external side of plasma membrane; signaling receptor complex. Gene Ontology annotation, biological process: nervous system development. Gene Ontology annotation, molecular function: signaling receptor activity. The record is from RefSeq and is a predicted model, not a curated record. NCBI's taxonomy places the organism in Eukaryota, Metazoa, Chordata, Actinopteri, Centropomidae.